CAUUGUGGCCGCUAGUCGGUGCGCCAACUCUAAAACAGAGGAAUUUAAAAAAAAAUAUGAAAAAAAAGAAAGCAAUGGGGUGAGGAGGAGUGAAUGUGUCUGAUAGAAGAACUUAAUCAUCACUGCAGAGAUGAUGAUGCUUUGUGUUUCUUUGCGGAUGAUAAAUAAGAGGAGGAAAGGAGGUGGGAAGCUGAGGCAGAAUUCGGACUGUAAAUCGGUAGAAGCUCACGGUUUGUGUUUUUGAUUGAACUCGGGCUCAGAGAGACACAUCGCUGCACAUCUGGAAAAGCUGGAGCACGAUAAACAGCCGAAAGCUUUAGACGUCGCCUGGAUGAACACUACAGCGAUAAGAUAACCGAGAAACCUUCCCUCUGGAAGGCGGUUAACUCAGGCGUCGCGCGCGUGCUUAGCUACCUUUUGAAGUCGGCUAACGUACACUGCUAGCUAACAGCACGACAUACCAUUGCACACACUGACAGCGUCGAGCUGCGAAAUACACGCACGCACACACACAGGAUGUGCAUGGGUUAGCUAGCUGGGGAAUUUGCCAAACAAAUGGCCAUGCCUCACAAAUAACUUACUCGAGAAGCUCUUCAAGCUCCAAGUCCAGCUCUGAUUACAGGUGUAUGGGAUGAACUUGGCUCCGGUCCUCUGAUGCCCCUGACCUAGGGCCUACCUGGUGGAUUCCUCAUUCGCCCCGCACCACUGCCAACAUGCUGAUCAAAGAGUACCGCAUCCCCAUGCCUAUGAGCGUGGAGGAAUACCGCAUCGCCCAGCUCUACAUGAUCCAGAAAAAGAGCCGAGAGGAGAGCGAGGGCGAAGGCAGUGGCGUGGAGAUCCUGGAGAAUCGACCCUACACGGACGGGCCCGGCGGCUCGGGACAGUACACCCACAAAGUGUACCACAUUGGUCAGCACAUCCCCAGCUGGUUCCGCUCCAUCCUGCCCAAAGCAGCUCUACGGGUGGAGGAGGAGUCUUGGAACGCCUACCCUUACACUCGCACCCGUUACACGUGUCCUUUUGUGGAGAAGUUCUCUAUCGACAUUGAGACAUAUUAUAAGCCUGAUACAGGGAACCAGAACAACGUCUUCAAUUUGUCUUCAGCAGAGAAAAGGCAGCGGGAUAUCGACCCCAUAGACAUUGUGAAAGAUGUCAUUGCACCUCAUGAGUACUUGGCUGAGGAGGAUCCCAAGCUGUACAAGUCGGUGAAGACUCAGCGAGGCCCUCUGUCCGACAACUGGAUCCAGGAGAUUGGCCAUAACCCGGGCAAGAUUCCCAUCAUGUGCGCCUACAAACUGUGCAAAGUGGAGUUCCGCUACUGGGGCAUGCAGUCCAAGAUCGAGCGCUUCAUUCAUGACGUGGGUCUUAGGAAAGUGAUGGUGCGUGCACACCGGCAGGCCUGGUGCUGGCAGGACGAAUGGUAUGGCCUGACCAUGGAAGACAUCCGGCAGCUGGAGCUGGAGACUCAGCUGGCCCUGGCCAAGAAGAUGGCGCAGUUUAGCUGCAGCGAAGACGGAGACGAGGAUAACGCCAGUCCUGCCAAAGAACAGGACGCCAAGGAGGCGAUCAACGCCAUCGAGAAUGAAGGUGCAACACGGAGUCUCGGGGACACGCUGCAGGCUCGGGGAGAACUCACCAAGCAGUGGUCCACCUCGUCCAGGUCCUCCCGCUCUUCAAAAAGAGGAGCAGCAAGCCCGUCUCGACACAGCAUUUCCGAAUGGCGCAUGCAGAGCAUCGCCCGCGACUCAGACGACAGCACAGACGACGAGUUCUUUGAUGCACACGAGGACCUCUCAGACGGCGAGGAGAUGUUUGUCAAAGAGAUCACCAAGUGGAACUCCAACGACCUGAUGGACAAAAUAGAGACGGCGGAGGCAGACGAACCCCAAAGUGACUUGUACCAGGACUCGGGGGUCGAGUAUUCCGAAGCUGGGAAUGUCCAAAGCCUUAAUGAGGACGGCUCGGGUCAACAGGGCCUGCAGUCGUCGAAGGUGCACGUGCUGCUCCUGGUCCUGCAUGGCGGCAACAUCCUGGACACUGGAGGUGGAGAGCAGAGCAGCAAGCAGGCUGAUGUCAACACCAUUAGCUUGGCUUUCGAGACCGUCAUGCGCGUGCAUUACCCGACAGCGCUAGGCCGCAUCGCCAUCCGCAUGGUGCCAUGCCCCGCCGUGUGUGUGGAGGCUUUCUCGCUCGUGUCAAAUUUAAGUCCAUACAGCUAUGACGAGGGCUGCCUCUCCAACAGUCAGGACCACAUCCCUCUCGCCGCUCUGCCUCUGUUGGCCACAUCCGCUCCUCAGUACCAGGACGCCGUGGCUGCGGUGAUAGUGCGAGCCAAUCAGGUGUACGGAGACUUCAUUAAAUCGUUGGAAGGUACUGCGUUCUCUGGCCAGGUGUGUCUGAUAGGUGACUGUGUCGGAGGGAUCCUGGGCUUUGAUGCCCUCUGCAGCAGCAACAUCACCGUGUCGGAGAGCCAGAACAGUAGCAGGAGAGGGAGCAUAGUCAGCGUGCAGGACAACGAUCUGCUCUCGCCGGGCAUCAUCAUCAACAGUAGCCCGUCAGGCUCGGGUUCUGGUUCUGGUUUGUCCCUGGAAGGCAGCCGUCACUUGAGCCGCAGCAACAUCGACAUCCCACGCUGCAGCGGUGCCGAUGACCCCAAGAAGCAGCUGCCCCGCAAGCGUAGCGACUCUUCCACCUACGAACUGGACACCAUCAAGCAGCACCAGGCCUUCCUGUCUAGUUUGCACGCCAGCGUUUUGAGGAAUGAUCCAGGCUCUCGGCGGUCGAGUAACAGCACGAUGCUGGAAGGAGGCGGCGCUCUGGGCAAGUUCGAUUUCGAGGUGUCUGAUUUCUUCCUGUUUGGCUCUCCUCUGGGUUUGGUCCUGGCUCUGAGGAAAACCGUGGUCCCUUCUCUAGACGUGGCUCACCUCCGUCCAGCCUGCCAGCAGGUGUAUAACCUGUUCCACCCUGCAGACCCGUCAGCCUCACGCCUGGAGCCACUGCUGGAGAAGAAGUUCCACCUGCUGGCGCCCUUCAGCGUGCCACGUUACCAGCGUUUCCCUCUAGGCGACGGGCACUCGGCCCUGUUGGUGGAGACCCUCCAGAGCAACCCUCACCUCCUGCUGGAGAGUGGAGGCCGCUGCCACGAUGGCUUAGGCGAGACCUCCAUCCCCGUUCCCGUGCUCAACUGGCAGGCUGUGCCAGCCACGCCCGAGUCGGAUGUAAUGCACUCUCACGGGGGGAUGUUCCUGGAGAACUCCUACCCUUCGUCUCCUGCCUCAGCCCCAGCGUCCCGCAACAUUCGAAGACCCAGCGAGGUCAGCAUCGCCAGCCAGGUUUCCGGACUGGUGGAUAGUUACACUGCCUCCAAUAUCGCCAACACACAAGCAUGUCAUCUCAAUCAGUCCAAAAAGCUUAGCCUUUUGUCCCAGCUGGCCCUCCCUUAUAACAAAAUCUCCUCGAGAAGCCCAUCCCCGAAAGCCCGCUACAAGUUGCUCAGUAGCAGAGCGGCAGGCUCAGAUGAGGUGAGCUGCUUCGAGCCCUCCCCUCUCCCCAACUCCAGCCCUCCGUCGCCGAGCAUGCAGCUGGAUAUAGAGCAAGUUGCUGCUCGUUGGUGGGGGACAAAGCGCAUUGACUUUGCCCUGUACUGCCCUGAUGCCCUGACUGCCUUUCCCACCGUGGCUCUACCUCACCUUUUCCACGCUUCCUACUGGGAGUCUACAGACGUUGUGUCCUUUCUGCUCAGACAGGUAAUGAGGCAUGAGAACUCCAGUAUUCUGGAGCUGGAUGGGAAGGAGGUUUCAGAAUUCACACCCUCCAAACCACGGGAGAAGUGGCAGAGGAAGAGAACACACGUUAAGAUCAGGAAUGUAACCGCGAACCAUCGCGUGAACGACGGAGUCUUUACGGAGGACGGCAUGCAAGUGGUCUCCGGCCGUUUCAUGUACGGUCCAUUGGAUAUGGUCACUCUAACUGGAGAGAAGGUUGACAUCCACAUAAUGACACAACCUCCAUCAGGAGAGUGGGUGUACUUCGACACAGAGCUGACCAACAGCAGCGGCCGAGUUUCUUACACGAUCCCCGAGAGCAAACGACUAGGGAUCGGCGUGUACCCAGUCAAAAUGGUGGUCAGAGGUGACCACACAUCUGCAGACAGCUACCUGACUGUGCUGCCACGUGCCACAGAGUUUGUAGUGUUCAGCAUCGAUGGCUCGUUUGCUGCCAGUGUGUCUAUUAUGGGAAGUGACCCUAAAGUGAGAGCAGGGGCAGUGGACGUUGUCAGGCACUGGCAGGACUUGGGCUACUUGAUCGUGUAUGUGACGGGCCGUCCAGAUAUGCAGAAGCAGCGUGUGGUGGCCUGGCUCUCGCAGCACAACUUCCCUCAUGGCAUUGUGUCCUUUUGCGACGGUCUGGUGCACGACCCACUUCGUCACAAAGCGAACUUCCUCAAGUCCCUCAUCGCUGAUGCACAUAUGAAGAUCUUCGCUGCGUACGGCUCCACGAAGGACAUCUCGGUGUACACUUCGCUUGGCCUGCCGCCAUCUAGCAUCUACAUUGUUGGCAGACCAACGAAAAAGAUGCAGCACCAGUGUCAGUUCAUCUCAGAUGGGUACGCGUCUCAUUUGUCACAUCUGGAGUACAGUCAGCGCUCUCGACCGGCCAAGACAGGCAGCACACGUGUGACUCUGCGUAAGGGAAGCUUCGGUCUGGGUGCCAGUAGCGACUUCCUGCGCAAACGCAACCACCUGCUGCGUACCAUCUCCUCCCAGCCGGCCCCCUCCUCCUCGGCCACGUCCUCCGGCCACGGGAGCCGUCCUGAGCGCGCUCAGAGCCAGUCGGAGUUUGACCGCGAGCGGGCUGAGCGUGCACAGAGGAGCAUGAGCAUUGCGGCGGGCUGCUUCGGGCGUGCAGGGAAGUUGGAGGGAGGCACCCUGAGCCCCAAGUAACCCUCCAUCAGCUUGGAGUUUAUGGGAUAAAAACACGGGAUAAAAUGGAACGGACUCUGUGAGAGACUGGCACGGCUUUUCUAAUGUAGCAAGAGUGGCAUUGGGGAAAAAAAUAUUUUGUUCCACUGAGGUAACACACCAACAAGAAAUCUAAUGCCUUACGCAUCGCUCUAGAUUUUGGAACGCUGGUCAUUGCCUCUCAGUUUGCUUGAAUGUACAGAGGAAUCGGAUGCUUGGGUAGUUCUGACUCCUCCAAUCUCCACCUGCAUCAUCAGAAAAGUGGAAGAAGUCUCCAACGUCAUCGUGAUGUCCACCAACAUUUUCCACCUGUAGAUACAUGCCUCCCUCCUCACGUGCUCAGGGCAGCCGUGUACAGACAAGUCGGCCACGGUCAAUCCCAGAAACCACUCGUGUUAGCCACACUCAAGCCCUCUUUGCCAACCUCUUGCCCUCAGUUUCUUCCUCUUUUUACUAAGCUAUUCUUAUGGAGGGGGUUCUCGUCAAAAGCCCUGCAGCAUUUGGCAAUAAGGACCCACCGUGUUGCGUCUUGUGUUCAGCUCACAGGUCAUCAGAGGCCUUACUUCUUAACAGCAUAUUACCACACAAGCAUUAAACAUACACGGGGCGAGUGCUGCUCUGGGGCCGAAAGCGAGGACAGUUGACACUCGAGCUGUAAUUUGGCAACAAUCCCUUUAUCUGGCCAUCAUGCUUGCAAUACCUCUCGGACAUCACUAGGGUGUCUAGCGCUCCUGAAAACUCUCGCUCAUGUCUCCGGUGCGCCAUGGCAUGUAUAGAUAGCCAAGUACAAAUCCUCCUGAGCCUCCACGCUACCACGUUUCCUCAGCACCCUUUUUUCUCCCUGGUUCCAGAGCAAAAACCACUUUGCUGCUCCGUUCCUCCGAACGAGACGACUGGCGUAGGCGUCUAUCCGCAUUUACAAAGAGUACACUGGGGAGAUCCGUUUUCUCAAGACGCUCGACGCGGUAGUCGGCUGUCUCUCACCAGUUUGUGCACCUUUAUUGCUUUGAUUUAUCUGAAGAAUCAGAGUAUACACGGACAACUGGCGGCGCUCGAUAUAACCGAUGGCCAAAACCAUUUCUUUUCCAGAAGCUGUAGUUACGUAAAUGUAUAACCUCAUUGUUCCUUUUGCACAAGUCGAUAGUGGAACCUUGUUACCAUCUCAUGUGGCUACAUAUUGUUAUCGUGUAGUGCAUGAUCUUUAUUAAUAUAUGACAGAUUUCGAGUGCGUGCGCACACAACGGUAGUAUUUAUCUCUGUCAGGAUUAAAAAAUGUGCCAAAAUUAGAAUGAUCACAGGAAGGACAAACAAAACAUCAGUUAUUUCCUUUGUAAAUGUACUACUGGGUACUCGAUCCGAGCGUCUGUUCGAGCUGUAAAGAAAGGAGUUCGGCACGUGUAUAAUGUUUAUAAGAUUUCUAUCAUUUCAGGUCAACAUGAAGUCCUUUAAAAGUCUGUGCUCUAGCUUACUGUUCAUAUGUAAGUGAGAUGUAUAGAACUAUUGCAGGAUAUUCUUUUAAUCAUAAGCUGUGAUUUUACUUUUGUUUUUAGAUUCAACGGCAUGAUACGUUGUAGCCAAAUACUGUAUAGGAGGUUUUGUUUUUUGUUUUUUUUUGGUAUUUGUUAACAGGCAGACACUGGAUGUGAGAGGAUGUGAUGUAUUUAAUUAGGAUCUUAUUGGAGUUGUAUAUUUGAACGGAGCGCUGGAAGGUUUUUGGACGCAGCAGCCGCUUGUUUAUAAAAGUUCAGGGGAUUGUAGAAUGUUUUGCGAUUGUGUGGGGAAUAACCGACGUGUAGAUAUUGUAAAGAUGUACAUUUUACUAUAUAGGAAAUGUAUGGUGAGGAAUUAUUUAUGUAGAUUCGCAAAAGUAAAUGUCAGAUUUUAGUGCAUUCAUGGUUGCUUAAAAUGUUUUUUUUUGGAGGGGGGGGAGGGUGCGGGGGGUUGGGGGUAGUUUCUUUAAGGACCAACACCAUUAAUUACAUCAGCGCAGUUUGUGUACAACAAGACACCACCGCACAGACAAUCAGUCUCGGGCACACAAACAACACACCUAGAACACAAUCAUCUGGAAAUAAGGCACUCAUCACUCAUCAAAUACUUAACCGCCAUUGGAUGAAAGACUUUCUGGAGAAUGUAAAAGAUCUAUUUUAUUAAAAUCUGGCGAGUUUUAAUAUGGUCUUUUUUCUUCUUUUUUUUUUUAAAAUUGGAAAUCACCAAAUUUAAAAGAAAUUUCGAGAAGUAGUUGAAGGCGGCGUGCGUAAAAUAGCAACGUCACACAAGCGUACUCGAACGUAAAGUGUUUCUGUGUAUAAUAUAACGCCUUCACGGUGGUUUUUAAAUCUGUCCAGCAGAUGGCGCAAAUAAGCAGCUUCAACGCUAGAAAAUGCAGAGGGUUUUUUUUUUGGGAGAAGUUAAUGUGCAAUAUGUACUCGCGGUUGAUUUGUUUUAUACAGAAGUCCAGAAAUGUCCGGCACUUCCAACAAAAUCUCUGUUGGAAGCACUUUCUGAUUAAGAGGUUAAGAUUUGCUGUUUCUUAAUGCCAUUUAAUUUAAAAUCAAAUCAUAUUGCAAUCAAAAACCAGUUUUACAAUCUCCAAGAGCUCUUUGUUUGUAAAUUAUUAUUAUUUUUGCCAUCCUUGCCAUUUUCCCCCCUCUUUUAAUUCAACCAAGUGAUUUAUUCCAUCCAAUGUUGUCUCCAAAACAUUUAGAGAUACAAACUGGUGAAUAUUACUGGGAACCACAGGAAAUAUAUAAUAUAAUCAUUUCUAUAUUACAGAUUUAUAAACAAGCAGCAGGUCAGGUUUUGAGUGUAACGUUCCAUUUUUCAAUAACUUAUUACGAAUUCACUGUCCUCUGUGUAGAAAUCAGCAUGUAAUCACAUUAAAAUAACAACAAAAAAAAACAUGAAUUUGGACACAUUUCUAAGUUAAAGGCACGAUGUGAUAUUGUAAACGCAUCGGAGAACGUACUGCUGACGCCCACUGUACUACAGCAAAGACGUGGCAGCAAUUCUAAACUCUGAGCAUUUCAUCACCUCAUGUUUCUUUACCGAGUUUUCAGAACGUAUCUGAAACGCAUCCUGUUGCUCAAAACCCCGUGUAUUUCCAACCGUACACUCUGAAUACAAACUAACACUGUAAACAGUUUUGAUCUGAAUGACUUCUCGGCUCUUUUUCACCCACUUGUGCUCGGUUCUGUAUUAUUGUAUGUACUGUGGAUUAAAUACAGUUGGACAGCCA
Molecule: messenger RNA, 8199 nt
Organism: Ictalurus punctatus (channel catfish)
Lineage: Eukaryota; Metazoa; Chordata; Actinopteri; Siluriformes; Ictaluridae
Product: membrane-associated phosphatidylinositol transfer protein 2
Exons: 26
Coding region: 714-4943 (1409 amino acids)
Biological process (GO): phospholipid transport
Cellular component (GO): cytoplasm
Molecular function (GO): phosphatidylinositol binding; phosphatidylcholine intramembrane carrier activity; phosphatidylinositol transfer activity
Source: RefSeq, a predicted model, not a curated record